Molecule: messenger RNA, 4758 nt
Organism: Colletotrichum truncatum
Lineage: Eukaryota; Fungi; Ascomycota; Sordariomycetes; Glomerellales; Glomerellaceae
Product: WSC domain-containing protein-like protein 3
Cellular component (GO): plasma membrane
Source: RefSeq, a predicted model, not a curated record
AUGAAGCUUUCACUCGGAACGCUGGCUUUGUUGCCAGCGCUCGUUGCCUCAUUGGCCUCCACCGAUUCAUUUCGUGAUGCUGACCUGCCGCAAUCCGGCUAUCUCCCCAACCAUAAACUCGACCCUAACAUUGCAGGAUCUUCGAGCUUCAGAAAUCUUUGGAGCUUUACUUCUCCUAACAGCCAAGAGUUAUGGUUGGCCAAGCCUCUUGUAUACACUCCCGAGGGUGGCUCUGAACUUGUCAUCACGGCUUCCGAGAUGAACAUCGUACGUGUCUUCGAUAGCAAGACGGGUGCCAUUCUGCAGCAAAGAACACUCCAACCCCCGUUCUCCGCGGGCGAUAGCGACUGCGGAGACAUUCCCAACUGGAUCGGCGUCACUGGUACUCCCAUCAUUGACCCCAACACGGAUAUCAUUUACAUCUUGUCCAAAGGCUACAGGGAUGGGACGACCUCCGGCACCGCCAACGGCGUUUACAAGAUGUACGCCCUCCGGAUUCCGUCUUUAGAAGAUGUCGAAGGUUUCCCCGUCUUGAUUGACGGUAUUAAUGCCGAUAAUGACCCCGCAAAAUACUUCGUCGGCGGCGUGGCCCUGCAGCGGCCUUCACUUGCCGAACUCAACGGACAUAUCAUCGCCGCCUUUGGCUCUCACUGUGGCCGCUGGAACUACACUGGCUUUCUUGUCUCUAUCAGCAAAACCCCUGGCGUUGGCCCUGUAAGUAUGUGGGCCACGGAAGCCGCUCCAGGUGCCCCUAAGCCGCAACCUCUGGAUCUGGCGACAGAGAGAGGUGGCAAGGCUGGUAUCUGGCAGAGUGGCAUGGGUCUGCCCAUUGUAGGUAACAACAUCUACUUCGUUACUGGAAAUGGCCAAGGACACGCAAACGGCAAUGUUCCCGCCAGCGGCAGGGUCCCGAUGUCGACGCUCGAUGAAUGUGUGGUUAGGAUGGAUCUAUCAGCAAACGGCAAGCUCAGUCUAGUCGAUUACUUUCAGCCAUACGACUAUAUCGCCCUAGACGCUGGCGACCGAGAUGUCGGUGCUUCCGGGCUUGCGGUCUUGGAUCCCACUGUUUUCAAAGGUGCAGGAGUGAACAGGAUGUGUGUCACAGCUGGCAAAAAGGGCAGGGUGUACGUGAUGAACGCCGAUAACUUGGGAGGCUUCCGACAGGCAACAGACGGCGGAGAUGGUAUCUUGCAGACCCUAGAGCUCGGCCUGUCUCUAUAUGGUGGAUUUGGGAGCUAUCCUGCUGAAGGUGGCUACAUUUAUGCUACACCUGUUGGAGGUUCUCUUGUGGCUUACAAGCUUGGCUUCGACGCAAAGGGUGUUCCUCAGUUCAUUCUCGCUGGCAAGUCCGAGUUCAUAUCUGCCGGUCGGGUGGGCGUUGGUCAAAUGUCUGUAACAUCAGACAACGGCAGACCUGGCACGGGCAUUGUUUGGGUUACUGAUGUAAACGUUGGCAUCCGGGCCUUCCGUGCUGUUCCUCAGGAUGGCGUCAUGGUCCCCAUUAGUUUGCCCCAGACUCAGGGUGCGAACAAGUUUCAACGCCCUGUCUUUGGCAACGGACGAGUAUUUUUCAACGUCAACAACAACAAGCUCGUUGCACUAGGGUCUCCAGUCAACGCUCCAGUCAAUUGUACCAGCCCGGUUGACUUUGGCUCUCUCGAAUCUGGCUCUACAGCAAGCGUCUCUAUCAACUGCAAGGCCAAUGUAGCUCUCAGCAAGGUCAACGGUUGCACGGUUGCGGAUCCGUCCUGGAAAUGCUCAAACUCGACGCUUCCCCAAGGUGCUGUGGCUGCAGGCACAUCAUUCUCCUUGAGCGUUACUUGGGACCUAUCUGACCCCUCCGUUCGGGUCGUUCCUGGCUUCCUCUCUAGCUCAUUGUCUCUUUUGGUCAGCGCACCUGCUGAAUAUGCUUCGAACGUCUUGGUCGCGCUAGAGGGAACUGUUGUCAAGCAAGGCCCCUUCUUGAGCGCUACUCCAUCCGACAUCGCUUUUGGUAGACUUGUUCUCCGCGACUCCCCUGACGGCCUCACCGGCUCCGCCCUUAUUCAGAAUGUGGGCAAUGGUACUUUGACCUUCACCGGUUUUGCCUGGCAAACAAACACCAGCGACUAUGCCAACUUCACGAGCGAUGGCGCGCUUGGCUCCGGCUUUUCAUCGACAAACUUCCCCACCGUUGGUUCUACUCUUGAAUCUGGCAAGAGUCUGACCGUCGCAUUGCGCUUCUUCCGCGAAACACCCGGAUCUUACGUGUCAAAGAUCACCAUCUGGUCCACGGGUGGAUCGGGAGUUCUCACUUUGAGCGCUUCCGUGAACGAACCGCCCGUCGUAACCUUUGAAUUAGCCGAUGGCUCAGGCGGUUGGAACCCAUUGUCAGAUUGGAAGGUGUCCUUCGGCAGCGUCCUCGCUGGCGCACUGGUUGACAAGCAGAUCCGAGUCUGCAACAAAGGUGGUGCUCCCCUAACGAUCACAAUCUCCAAGCCUCCUGCCACGCCCCAGUUGUUCGCCCUGAAUCCAAAUCACGAACUCACUGAAGGAACUCAGGUUGUUGGCGGUAGCUGUGCGAUUGGCAGUGUGGGGGUUCACGCUGCACCUGUCCAACCAAACAACCCCGCCCAACCCCUAAAAGCCCUGUGGACUCUUAGCACUGAUGGUCUCAAUGCCACCACGGGUGAAGCUUCCGGCUUGCACAACAUCGUGUUUGAAGGCACUGUUGUAAGCAAGCAGGUUGGGCCUCUUCUUGCCAAUGGAACCGCGCGUUACCAGUGGGUAGGGUGCUUUCAAGACACUACGAACCUGGGCCGCAAUCUGCAGGCUUCGGUUAAUAACGGCGAGCUGCAGAAGACAAACACCCUGCAGCAAUGUCAGGGUCUUUGCCUCGCCAGGGGCUACAUACUUUCUGGUGUUCAGUAUCAUCAGGAGUGUUGGUGUGGCGGAUUCAUCAAGAACCCGUCGACGUAUAGGGAUGAAUACCUCAACUUGUGCACUUUUGACUGCACAGGUGAUGAUACACAAGCUUGUGGUGGUGACGGUGGGCAUAUGAGUCUGUACGCCGACAUCACCGCGUUCAACAUUGCUGGAUUUUACGAGUCGCUCAAGAACCCAAGCUCAAGUUCCUCCCGGCCAGCGUCAACGAGCUCAACCAGCAGGGCAGCAUCCUCAAGCAGCAUUCGCUCCUCUGUCACAUCCUCCUCCGCUGUCAGCAGCUCUCGUGUCUCUUCCAGCACCAGCAUCCGUAGCUCUACGUCGUCAACUUCGACCACUUCACCUGUGGCUUCCUCGUCGGACGCAUCCAGCAGUGCUGUUUUAACCACCACCACCACGGUGGUUUCGGCAUCGUCCACAUCAAGUAGUGCUUCGCCUUCAUCGACAGUCAUCACUUCGCCCCUCAACCCUAGUAUGCCUGCUAUCAUUGGUGGUCAGUGGCAAUAUGCUGGUUGCUUCAAGGACCUUGUCGACAACGAGAGACUCUUUACCGGAGCUUCUUCUGCCUCGGACGACAUGAGCCUCGACAAGUGUGCAGCGUUCUGUAGCACCGGCGCCCCCGGCGGCGGCUCUUUUAAUUACUUUGGUGUCGAAUAUGGCCGUGAGUGCUACUGUGGCUGGGACGCCAAGGCAUCCAGAAUGAGGGCCGCCGAGGCGGAGUGUUCCUCUCCAUGUGCUGGUUCGCCUAUUGGGCUUUGCGGUGCUGGGUUUAGACUUUCUGUCUACAAUAACACCACACCCAACCAAGCACCAACAGUACCUGAGCAACCCCAACGUGCAGGCGACUAUGAUUUGCUCGGCUGUCAAACUGAGGGUAUAAACGGACGAGCCUUGACCGGCGCUUUUACUGCCUCUGAUGACAUGACGACCGAAGUUUGUGCUGCAUUCUGUAAGCAGGGCAAUUGGCAAUUCAUGGGAGUCGAGUACUCUCGCGAAUGUUUCUGCGGCAGCUCGACCAACUCCGGAUCAGUACCAGCUCCUCUACAGGAGUGCAACAUGAAGUGUCAGGGCAACCAGUCCGAGUUCUGUGGUGGAAACAACCGUCUUGGGCUCUAUCAACUUUUGCCUCUUGGUGGAGCUUCGUCUUCUGUAGUCAUCAGCUCUAUACUCUCGUCGUCAUCGCCGUCGUCAUCUCCUAGCGCAAGCCCGACGGUGAUUUCCUCCGCUCUUUCAUCCUCCAGCGCGGUCUCAUCAACCUCCACCACCAGCAGGUCUAGCUCAUCGAGCAGUGUGGCUGUGUCGACCUCUUCAGCACCAUCUACCUCCCUUGUGCCAUCCAUCCCGGCCUCAACCACCGACAGCUCGCUUUCGACAGUUCAGAGCACGGCCUCGAGCGCCUUGGCUACAGCCACCAACGGUUACUACUAUGUCGGCUGUUACCAGGACAGACCCGCCGGACACGCUCUUCCUCUGCUGUUCGCCAACAGAAGCGUCACCCCUGAGCUCUGCAUUGACUACGCAAACUCCAUGUACAGCAAGGCGCCGACUCCUACAACGAAACUGCCUUAUCUCUUCCUGGAAUACCACCAUGAGUGCUACGGCGGCUCCAGUUUCGACUUCCAGGGCGGAGCAGUCACUUCCCUUAUUGGAACUAAGGCCUGCAACAACUAUUGUUACGGCAGUGUCAGCACGUUCACAACCGACGGCACAGUCACGACGACUACCAACACAGCCAACUUCUGUGGUGGACCGAAAAUGUUUGACCUGUACGCCUUAUCAACGCCAGUCGACUUCCCGACGACCGGGGGUCCUGUUGUCACGCAGACCGCGUUAUAG